AUGGAGCAGGAGUGCCCUGAGCAGCCCGUGGUUCUGAGAGAGGACAGAAGCCCAUGGCGGCGGAAGAGGAAACAGCGCAGCAAAGCUGCCAGCCUGUCCUCCAUGGAGCUCAUCCCCAUUGAGUUUGUGCUGCCCACUAGCCAGCGCCACAGCAAGAACCCUGAGACGGUGUUGCUGCAGGUGGCCGGUCACUGCAAUGUGCAGCAGAUGAAGGCCCAGCUAUGGCUGCGUGCACUGGAGACCAGCUCAGUGGCCGAUUUCUACCACCGGCUGAGCCCUGAUCACUUUCUGCUGCUCUACCAGAAGAAAGAACAGUGGUAUGAGAUUUAUGACAAGUACCAAGUGGUGCAGACCCUCGACUGCCUGCACUACUGGAAAGCGCUGCCCAAGAGCCCAGGUCAGAUCCAUUUGGUGCAGAGGCGGCCACCCUCCGAGGACACGCUGGCCUUCCAGCGACAGAUCACUGCCCUCAUGGGGUACGAUGUCACCGACAUCAGCAACGUGCAUGAUGAUGAGCUUGAGUUCACACGCCGCCGGCUGGUCACCCCACGCCUGGCUGAAGUGGCAGGCCGUGACCCCCAACUCUAUGCCAUGCACCCUUGGGUGACUUCCAAACCCCUCCCAGACUACCUGAGUAAGAAGAUUGCCAACAACUGUAUCUUCAUCGUCAUCCACAGUAGCACCACCAGCCAGACCAUCAAGGUGUCGGCUGAGGACACCCCGUGCACCAUCCUCCAGAGUUUCUUCACCAAGAUGGCCAAGAAGAAGUCUCUGCUGGGUAUCCCCGAGAGCCAGAAUGAACAGGACUUUGUGUUGAGGGUCUGUGGCCGAGAUGAAUAUUUGGUGGGUGAGGCCCCUAUCAAAAACUUCCAGUGGGUGAGGCAAUGCCUCAAGAAUGGAGAGGAGAUUCAUCUGGUGCUGGACACCCCACCAGAUCCAACCCUGGACGAAGUAAAGGAAGAAGAGUGGCCACUAGUGGAUGACUGCACUGGAGUCACCGGCUACCACGAACAACUGACCAUCCACGGGAAGGACCACGAGAGUGUGUUCACUGUGUCCCUCUGGGACUGCGACCGCAAGUUUAGGGUCAAGAUCAGAGGCAUUGACAUACCCGUCCUGCCACGCAAUGCAGAUCUCACUGUGUUGGUAGAGGCUAAUAUUCAGCAUGGACAGCAGGUCCUUUGCCAAAGGAGAACCAACCCGAAGCCCUUCACCGAGGAGGUACUCUGGAAUGUGUGGCUAGAGUUCAGCAUCAAAAUCAAGGAUUUACCCAAAGGGGCCCUCCUCAACCUCCAGAUCUAUUGUGGCAAAGCACUGGCACUAUCUGGUAAGACCUCGGCAGAAACCUCUGGCACUGAGGUCAAGGGCAAAGCCCAGCUUCUCUACUAUGUGAACCUGCUGCUCAUAGACCACCGUUUCCUCCUGCGCCAUGGGGAAUAUGUGCUCCAUAUGUGGCAGAUAUCCGGAAAGGCAGAAGACCAGGGCACCUUCAAUGCUGACAAGCUCACAUCAGCAACCAACCCAGACAAGGAGAAUUCAAUGUCCAUCUCCAUUCUUCUGGACAACUAUUGUCACCCAGUUGCUUUGCCUAAGCACCAGCCCACCCCAGACCCUGAGGGGGACCGAAUCCGAGCAGAAAUGCCCAACCAGCUUCGGAAGCAACUGGAAGCCAUCAUAGCCACUGACCCACUUAACCCUCUCACUGCUGAAGACAAAGAAUUGCUCUGGCAUUUCAGAUAUGAAAGCUUGAAGCAUCCCAAAGCCUAUCCUAAGCUUUUUAGCUCAGUUCAAUGGGGACAGCAAGAAAUUGUGGCGAAAACAUAUCAGUUGUUAGCCAGAAGGGAGAUCUGGGAUCAAAGUGCUUUAGAUGUGGGGUUAACCAUGCAACUCCUGGACUGCAACUUUUCAGAUGAAAAUGUGAGAGCCAUAGCAGUUCAGAAACUGGAAAGCCUGGAGGACGAUGACGUUCUGCAUUAUCUUCUCCAGCUGGUUCAGGCUGUGAAAUUUGAACCCUACCAUGACAGUGCCCUUGCCAGAUUUCUACUGAAGCGUGCAUUAAGAAACAAGAGAAUUGGUCACUUCUUGUUUUGGUUCUUGAGAAGUGAGAUAGCCCAGUCCAGGCACUAUCAGCAGAGGUUUGCUGUGAUCCUGGAAGCCUAUCUGAGGGGCUGUGGCAUGGCCAUGCUGCAAGACUUUACACACCAAGUUCAAGUAAUCGAGAUGUUAGAGAAGAUCACCAUUGACAUCAAAUCUCUCUCUGCUGACAAGUAUGACGUCAGUUCCCAAGUUAUUUCACAACUUAAGCAAAAGCUUGAAAACCUACAGGAUUUGAAGCUCCCCCAAAGCUUUAGAGUUCCAUAUGAUCCAGGACUGAGAGCAGGAGCCCUAGUGAUUGAGAAAUGCAAAGUGAUGGCUUCAAAGAAGAAGCCCCUAUGGCUAGAGUUUAAAUAUGCAGACCCUACAGCUCUAUCCAAUGAAACAAUUGGAAUUAUCUUUAAACACGGUGAUGAUCUCCGGCAAGACAUGCUUAUUUUGCAGAUUCUACGAAUCAUGGAGUCCAUUUGGGAGACGGAAUCUUUGGAUCUGUGCCUCUUGCCAUAUGGCUGCAUUUCAACUGGUGACAAAAUAGGCAUGAUAGAGAUUGUGAAAGAUGCCACAACAAUUGCCAAAAUCCAGCAAAGUACGGUGGGCAACACAGGUGCAUUUAAAGAUGAAGUCCUGAACCAUUGGCUCAAAGAAAAGUGUCCUAUUGAGGAAAAGUUUCAGGCUGCUGUGGAGAGAUUUGUCUAUUCCUGUGCAGGAUACUGUGUGGCAACCUUUGUUCUUGGAAUAGGUGACAGACACAACGACAAUAUUAUGAUCACAGAGAUGGGAAAUUUAUUCCAUAUUGACUUUGGGCACAUUCUUGGGAAUUACAAAAGUUUUCUGGGCAUUAAUAAAGAAAGAGUGCCAUUUGUGCUCACCCCAGACUUCCUGUUUGUGAUGGGAACUUCUGGAAAGAAGACAAGCCCUCACUUCCAGAAAUUUCAGGAUGUCUGUGUCAAGGCUUAUUUAGCACUUCGUCAUCACACCAACCUGUUGAUCAUCUUAUUCUCGAUGAUGCUAAUGACAGGCAUGCCCCAGUUAACAAGCAAAGAAGACAUUGAAUAUAUUCGAGAUGCUCUCACAGUGGGGAAAAAUGAAGAAGAUGCAAAAAAGUAUUUUCUUGACCAGAUUGAAGUUUGCCGAGAUAAAGGAUGGACUGUACAGUUUAACUGGUUCCUCCACCUGGUACUUGGCAUCAAACAAGGAGAGAAGCAUUCAGCCUGAUACUUGGAGUUGUUGAUUUAAAAGCAA
Suncus etruscus (white-toothed pygmy shrew) is the source of this 3336-nucleotide messenger RNA. It is a transcript of the gene PIK3CG, whose product is annotated as phosphatidylinositol-4,5-bisphosphate 3-kinase catalytic subunit gamma. Bases 1 to 3309 code for a protein of 1102 amino acids. Gene Ontology annotation, biological process: cell migration; phosphatidylinositol-mediated signaling; phosphatidylinositol-3-phosphate biosynthetic process. NCBI's taxonomy places the organism in Eukaryota, Metazoa, Chordata, Mammalia, Eulipotyphla, Soricidae. The transcript has 10 exons. Gene Ontology annotation, cellular component: cytoplasm; plasma membrane; phosphatidylinositol 3-kinase complex, class IB. Gene Ontology annotation, molecular function: 1-phosphatidylinositol-3-kinase activity; 1-phosphatidylinositol-4-phosphate 3-kinase activity. The record is from RefSeq and is a predicted model, not a curated record.